Molecule: messenger RNA, 13677 nt
Organism: Podarcis lilfordi (Lilford's wall lizard)
Lineage: Eukaryota; Metazoa; Chordata; Lepidosauria; Squamata; Lacertidae
Source: the annotation of a GenBank genome assembly
GGACUUCGGAGGGGGGGAAGCGAGAGAGAGAGAGAGAAGAGAGAGAGAAAGAAGGAAGGGAAGAAGGGAGAGGAAAGCGGGGCGCGGAGGGAGGAGGAAGAGGACGGAGCCCCGAGGCGGAGGCGGCUCAGGUGAGAGGCGGGGGGGGGGGGCGGCCUGGGAUUGGGGGAGGGGAGGGGUGGGUGGGGGAGGGGAGGGGGUCCGGGCUCCCCCCGGGCGAGAGGGGCUUCCGGGGUCUCCGGCCUCGCCUCUCUCGGCGGCGAAGGGGUCGAGGCCGCCGUCUCUCGGGGCCUUUCAGCCGGGCCUGCCUGGCCGGGCUGCGGGGAGGAGGGGUCCCCGGGGGGCUGGCGGGGAGGGGGGCGGGGGCUCAGCAGAUAGAAUAUGGAUAUUCCUCAUUGCUCAAGGUGGAAAACCAGCAUGUAAGUUAAAAUACAGUGGUACCUCGGGUUACAGACGCUUCGGGUUACAGACUCCGCUAACCCAGAAAUAGUGCUUCAGGUUCAGAACUUUGCUUCAGGAUGAGAACAGAAAUCGUGCUCUGGCGGCACAGCAGCAGUGGGAGGCCCCCAUUAGCUAAAGUGGUGCUUCAGGUUAAGAACAGUUUCAGGUUAAGAACAGACCUCCAGAAUGAAUUGAAUACUUAACCCGAGGUACCACUGUAAGACUUUUGAGAUCCCAGAGGGAGGUGUCAUUCAGGGGUUUCCACAGUCUCUCUGGGCCUUUCAGCCAGGCCUACCUGGCAGGGCUACGGGGAGGAGGGAUCCCCAAGGGGGCUGGAGGGGAAGGGGGUCAGGUGCUACAGAGGGAGGAACGCUCAGCAGAUAUAAUAUUGAUAUUCCUCUUUGCUCAACGUGGAAAAUCAGCAUGUGAUUUAAAGUAAGACUUUUGAGAUGGCAGAGGGAGGCGUCAUUCAGAGGGGGGGACAGGGUGUGAAGGGGGGGAAUGUUCCCUUUCACAUUACACGCACACACAUAUUUAUAACACACAUGAAUGGGGCGUUUGGUAUUACUUCACCCUCCUGUGGCACCGCCAAGUGAUCAGAGGGCUUUGCGUAAUACCUGCUUGCAAUCCUUACAGUGGCCCUGCUAGGUAAAUCUGCAUUCUUGCUUCCCACCCCCCCAAAAAAAAUUGCAGAUGGGGAGGUGGGUAGCUGUUUGUGUGCGAGUCGCUUUCCUGGUAGGCCACCUAGUUUGCUCGUGGCCGAGGCGAGAUCUGAAGCAGGGGCUGCCUCGUUUACACUGCGCCGGGUCUCAAUAUAUAGUUUAGGUGUGUAAACUUGUGCCUGAGGAACAAAAAGUGAAGGUGCAAGAGGGAUGCCCUAUAGUGAGGGGUUGGAGAGAGAACUACGGUUGCUGCUGUUGUUGUUCUUGAUUGACCCCAAACAUCACAGUUACAGUGAGGAAAUCCCUUUCCCCAAAAUGUAGGGAAUGGGUUUGGGGAGGAGCUUAGACAAGUUCAAGGAGGAGGAGGAGAUCUAAAGCUUCCAAGUUCAGGAGCAGCCUGCUUCCGAAUGCCAGUUUCUGACACUGGAAAUCCAGCCACAGGGUGGAGGAGGAGGAGGAGGAGGAGGAAAAGAAGGUGCUUUAUUCUCGCAGCCGCCCUGGCAGUCAAGUAACAAGACAGCACCCAGCCGAAGCCGCCGCCUUGGAAUUUGAACCCGGGCGUGAAUCUUAACUCUGGGCUGCGUAUUGGGAGAGAGGGUUGCCUUUAGGUGGAACUGGGAUCUGGAGGCAGCUGCCUGCCUUCCUCUGCCCUGGAAAUCUUCGGAGCCAAGGCUGUCUUUUUCCUUCCAGUGCUGGGAGGUGAAAGGUGUUCCUCCGCAGGGAGUGGGGCCCAUCCCACCCCCCUUGUAGGGAGUGCCAGGCGCUCUGCGGGAAGGCUUUGGAGCAUUGUUAGAGCGCAGGGAGCAGGUAAUCCCUUUAUGACUCCCCCCUUAUCGUUUUUUGCCCGCUCAGUCAGAAGAAGGAAGGAGAAAUCUUCCCCUCUCAAAUCCCAGUUGUUGGGCUGUAGGGAGGGAUGUUCUCUUGGCUUAAAAUAGUCUCUCGGUGACUUCACUGUUCAAACACGGGUGUGGUGGAGGGAGAGGAAGCCAGGAAGAAAAGGUCUCUGGGGGAGGACCGGCUGGAGAGGCUCGUGGGCCCCCACCAGCCAUCCUGCGAAGGCUGCCAGAUAGAGCAGCUUCCCUGCAACCGGGCAGACGUGCGUGUCUGUUGAUAAGGGUUCGGCCUCUGCGUUUACAGCCUUUCCAGUGGGGUCGGCAAGGCUUUUCCUAACACGAGUUCUGGUUCCUGUGAUGCCCUCCCUACUUCCCCCUGUGGCUUUGCCCUACUUCCAACUGGAGCCCCCACUCCCGACCCCGCGCUGGUGAAACUUUGGCAGGCACAAACUUGCACAGCAAACUUCCCUCCCUGCUCAGGAGCCUCCUCUGUCCUGACUUGCCCCUUUGGCAGUCGCUGCACUUGGGGGGCUGUUCUGGGAGCGGGGAUUGAGCAGCCCCCCUGCCUGCUGUGGGUGCACCCAAGUGAUGGAUUUUUGGGAAACAGCUUGCUUGGGGAAAGCCGUUCAGAGACUGGCCUGAGUAUUGCUUCCAGGGCAGGGAGCCCACAGAGACACGGAAGGCCACCCAUCUGUGGACUGAGCUUGAUGGGGGUUUCAUCAAUAUGGAAUAAUCUGAAUCAGACGUGGAUAUUUCUCCUUUUUCCUGUGGGACUUGGGGUUGUUCCACACACACCCCUGGCCUGCCCCAUAGUUGCUGGUCCAGGGUGGGAGGCUGGCACCCUAACUGAGCUCCCUCCCAACUCAGGAGAAUUCCCCCCCCCCUUUUUUUGGCUCUAAAACUUUGCUGGUCGCUAGCUUGCCAUUUUCUUGGGGGUAAAGGGCAAAAUCAAAAAGUAGAAUUUGGCAACAGUGAGGAUUAUUUGUGGUUAGGAGUUGGCGAUGAGGGAACCCUCUUGUGAUGGCUGCUUGUGACAAAGCCAUGGAAUUCUGCAUGGUGGUUCUCCUGGGCUGAGAAAGUUCAGCAGCUAAUAAGUCCUAGAAAGUAAUCAUGGUCUCUCUCUCUCUCCUCCCCCUCUACCCUUGGAACAUCCAGCAGGAGCAGAAAAAUGAAGGCAGGCUGCCCCAUUGUGGAGAAGCCAGAGGGCGGAGGAGGUAAGAAUCCCACCCAUCAAACCCUUGGGCUCUGUGAAUUCAGAGGCCGGACCUCUUCUCAGAAGCUUGCCGCCUUCUUUGUCUGUGAAGAAACUGUCCUGUUUUCUCCUUCCUUGAGAUGUUAUCUUGGCAGAUGCCAUUGCUUCAGGACUGAUCAGUAAGAGCUGUUCGACAGUGGAAUUUGCUGCCAAGGAGUGUGGUGGAGUCUCCUUCUUUGGAGGUCAUUAAGCAGAGGCUUGACAACCAUAUGUGCUCUGAUGGUGUUUCCUGCUUGGCAGGGGGUUGGACUCGAUGGCCCUUGUGGUCUCUUCCAACUCUAUGAUUCUAUGAUCAGGCUGUUGGCCUUGCAGCUAGACUUAGGGGGCUCUCCAGACAGGACAGUAAAGUGAUAAGGUGGUUGUGGGGGGGCAUGGAAAGACACUGCAGAGGCGCUCUGGCUGCAUAGUGGUGACCAUAUUAGUCCACGAGUCUUGAGGCCGCUUGGAACUAUUGAUGAUGUGAAGCAGGACGGGGGAACUGGACUCCCAACUGCCACCGUCCUCCUCGCCAUUGGCCAUUGGUUGCUAGGAGGUGGAGCCCUGCAGGGUCUAGAGGACCUCACAAGUCCCUGAUCCCUCGUGUCAAAGAAGCCAAAACGGUGUGAGGGCCAGGGACUGCACAAUGCUUCCUCCUGGGAUCUUGCACCUCAUAAUAAUAACAAUAAUAAUAAUAAUAAAGAAAGAAGCUGCAAUAGUUUUAAUAGCCAGGUGACCACCGCAGAGGCUCUCUCCGUGGAGAGAAAGUGGCUCUUCGGCAGGUGGGACCCUCAUUCCUCUUCUGCCCCUGAAGCUCCCUCUGUUUUUGGCCUUCUCUGCAGGCUACCACUUCCCGGACUGGGCCUACAAGACGGAGUCCAGCCCGGGCUCCCGCCAGAUCCAGCUCUGGCACUUCAUCCUGGAGCUUCUGCAGAAGGAGGAGUUCCGGCACGUCAUUGCCUGGCAGCAGGGGGAGUACGGGGAGUUCGUCAUCAAGGACCCCGACGAGGUGGCGCGGCUGUGGGGCCGGAGGAAGUGCAAGCCCCAGAUGAACUACGACAAGCUCAGCCGGGCCCUCAGGUGAGGGGUAGCAGGGUGCGGGCCCAGGGAAUGUGGGAGUUGAGGGCCUGAAUAAGAGGAGCUUGGCCCUUGUCUUGUCAGCAAAGUCCUCCCUGCCAGGUUUGAAAUGGGCCCUGGUGGAGAUUUCUGCAAGGGCAGAAGGCUGGGCUCUUCUCUGGCUCCUAACUAGGGCAACAUGGGAUACUUGCUCUCUGUGCUUUGCAGGGUUCUGCAAUCUGAAGUGCUUCGGGUGCAAUCCUAGGCGUGUGUUCCAAGCGAUAAGGAGUCCUUUCCAAGGCAGAAGGUUUUCCUCUGAGAAUUGUGCUGUCAGCCUUCCAGGAAGUUUCCCAAUCGCGUUCUGUGUCUGCUCUUGAAAGUCCAGAGGGCGGAGGGUACAAAAUGGAUCCCUAGAUCAGCCACAGCUGGCUUCCUGGGAUUCAGUUCCCUCAUUGUGGAAGCGAGGCUUGAACGUUGGCGUGCAGUUUAGGGUGGCACACAAAGUUUCAGGCUUGCAGAUUUGGAAGGCAUCCCAAAGGUCAUCUGGUCGAACCCCCUGCAAUGCAGAAACUGCAGUGAAGUCAUAAGAACAUCGGAAGAGCCUGACGGUUGGCUCAGGUACUGGGGGGUCAUUUAGUCCAGCAUCUGCCCCCACAGUGGCCAGUCAGGCGCCUUGAUGGGAAGCUCACAAGGCCUGAAGUUUCCAGCAGCUGUCACUCAGAGGCAGGAGAACAGAGCCAUCAGCGUUCGCAGCAACCAUUCAGGGGUCUCUCUAGGCGGAAAGGUUCAGGGUCUUACAAUCUUGGCUGUUUGGGGAGGGGGCAGUCCUUGACUGAGAAGCCCCUCUGGACUCUCUCUGUUCUUGAGAGGGCUAACUGGGUAACAGGCUUGUUCAGACAGCAGAAGAGAUGGCACGAGAGCCAUGCUCAAAAUAUCUGAAGGGCUGUCACAUGAAAGAUGGAACCAGCUUCUUUUCUGCUGACCCAGGAGAUAGGACCCAAUUCAUAGAUUCAAAUGACAAGAGAGGACAUUCUGACUAAACAUCAGGAGGAACUUUCUGAAAGUGAGAGCUGUUCCGCUGUGGAACGGAAGGUGGUGGACUCUCCUCCUCUGGAGGUUUUUAAGCAGAGGUUGGCUGGCCACCUGCCAGGGAUCCUUUAGUUGCGAUUCCUGCAUUCCAGUUAGGCUAGGUGACCCCUUCCAGCCCUACAAUUCUGUGUUUCUGUGACUCUAGGAGCGGGGUGGUUGGGACAGGAUCAUUGCAGAUCUGGGGUGCUGUAUCUAGUGCAGGAGUCCGGCUGGUUCCUGCCAUGGUCUCUGCUUCCACGAUGCAUCCUAGGCAGUCCUCUGUUAGGGCUGCUGGGGUGCCCCUUCUUGGUCCUCUGCAAGGCUCCCUGUCCUUGCCCCCCUCCUCUUCUGGCUCUCUCGCCCCCUCCUCCUCCUGACAAGGCAGCCAGAGCUGUUGAGCCAGUGCCAAGACUUGAGGGCGCACGCCAAGUGGUGAACAGGUUGUCUCUUCCCUCUGGCUUCUGUCCCCAGGAGGUGGUGGCUGAGCAGAGGGGAGCCCACGGGCUUGGCUGCUGCUCUGCCCUCUGCUCAACUCCUCGGUGGCGGAGGCCAAGAUCAGCGAACAGGGCGGCAUCCUGUACCUAAUGGGAGAGGAAGGAAGUAACAGGUCGGAGGAUGCAGGCCCAGCCAUUGAUCCCAGGGAGGAGGAGAGGCAGAGCCCUGCCCUCGCCGCCUCCAGGAGCCUCCAAAUGGCACCGGGGAGACAAAGCAGCAUGGCUGGCCCAGCAGGUUGACGGGAGGAAACCCGUCUCCCAUUGUGUUCUUCCCUUCAGGCGCCUCUUUCAGGAAGAGCGGAAGCUGCCUUCUGUCUUACCCAGUAUUGACAACACGGAUGGGCAGAAUUAGCAGCUUGCCUGGUUGUGGUCUGUGAGGACGUUCCUCUGCCCUGCCUGGAGACCCCCGUGGGGACUGGGCCCCGGAAUCUUCUGCGUACAAAGCAGAUGUUCCAUUAAAGAGCUCCAACCCUCCCUGUAAAAACAAAGGCAGGUUCUAGGUGUUGCAGUCUUAUGCCAAGGGAGACUCUUGGUCCAUCUAGCUCAGUUAUUGUAGACACUGACUGGCACCAGCGGCUCUCCAGGGUUUCAGGCCAGGGACGUUCCCAGCGCUAGCUGGCCAUGCCAGGGAUGGAACCCUUCUGCAGCCAAAGCAGGUGUUCUCACCACUGAAUUAUGGCCCCUUUCUUACAGAAUCUCAACUCAGAUUCCAGUCCUUGUGUUUCCAAAUAAAGGAAUGUGGGAGGCUUCCAGGGAUUGAACCCAGGGACUUCUGCAGGCAACCCCAGUGCUUCCCCCACUGAGCUGUCUGGACGUAGCAUUCCUCACGGCUGGCUGGCGCCCUUAUAUCCUUCCUUCCUUUAUUUGGCAGAUACUACUAUAACAAGCGGAUCCUCCACAAGACGAAAGGGAAGAGGUUCACCUACAAGUUCAACUUCAACAAGCUGGUGAUGCCCAACUACCCCUUCAUCAACAUCCGGCCAACAGGUAAGAAGAAGGGCGUUGAGCAAGGGGCCACCCAUUGUGGGUCCACUUCCCACGGAAAGGCAAACCAGCGCCAACUCAUACUUUCCAAAAUAGCUGUUGGACAGCAGAACGGACUCCCUUGGAAGAAGGUGGAGGACUCUCCUCCCUUGGUGGUUUUCAAACCCUACAAUUCUGUGUUUCUGUUACCGCGGAGGAAAGAAGCUGCUGUCUUGGAACAACAUUAGGGCUCCUGCAGGAACAAGUCUGGGCAGUUGCUGCCUGAUGUUGCUUGUUCCAGUUCCCUUUCUUCUUCCUCUCGGGUCCGCCCUGCACUCGCCUCUCUCUCUCUCUCUCUCCCCUUCCCUCCCUCCUGGCUGCCUGGGGCUGGCACCGAGCAGGCAAGGAAGGUGCUGGAGUCCUGGAAUGCCUCCCAGUAUGAUUGCAGCUUGUUUUCUUUCUUCUCCCCUGUGGGGAGGUUGACGCAACAAACCUGUUUGGCCCUUGCCUCCUUUGCCCUCGCCCCAGAUAUUGGCGCUUCCUUUCUUGUGGGAAGUGGCAGCCUAGGUGGCGUGUGGGGUCUUUGUGCCUGAGGGCUUCCCCUACGCAGGGAAACGGGAGGCCACACCAGCCAUUCCUGGCCAAAGAUGAUUUUUAUGUUGUUGUUGCUGCCGCUGUUGCUGAUGCUGCUUUUUUUAUCUCACAAGGUGGCAUAUAUAGUUCUCCCCUCUUCUCAUUUAACCCCCACAACAACCCUAUGAGGUAGGUUAGGCCAAGAGGCAGAGACUGGCUCUCAAGGACACCUGGUGAGCUUUCCUGGCUUGAGUGGGAAUUUGAGCCCUGGUCUCGCCCACGCCCUAGUCCAACACAAUGAUGAUGAGGAUGAUUUAUUUAUUAACACCCCCCCCCAAUCUGGCUGGGUUUUCCCAGCCACUCUGGGUGGCUCUCAACAGAAUAUUAAACAGAAUAAAACAUCAAACAUUAAAAACUUCCCAAAACAGAGCUGCCUUCAGAUGUCUUCUAAAAGCCAGAUAGUUACUUAUUUCCUUGACAUCUGAUGGGAGGGUGUUCCCCAGGGCAGGUGCCACCACCAAGAAGUCCCUCUGCCUGGUUCCCUGUAACCUCACUUCUCACAGGGAGGGAAGCGCCAGAAGGCCCUCGGAGCUGGACCUCAGUGGGCUGAACAAUUGGGGUGGAGAUGCUCCUUCAGGUCUACUGGGCUGAGGCAGUUUAGGGCAUUAAAAAUCAGCACCAACAUGCAAAAGGCUCCCUGCACACCCUCUUGGGCAUUACAGUUGGCAGAGUGGGGGCUCUUGGCUGUGUUCAGGUGUGGGGUGUGGCUGGGUUCUCCUUGGCAGCCCCCUAGUUGUGGCACCCCCUUUCCACAGAAGUGCGUUUGGCACCUUCCUGGUCCAGUGUCUGCCAUACGCUGCAACCUCACCUUUUCACCCUGGGCCUUUCACCCUGGAGAUACCUCCGUGUGUUUCCAGGUCCCACCCUAUUCCCUUAAUUUGUUUUAAACUGUUUUGGAUAAUUGAACCUUAAACUGUUGCCACCUGCCCUGGAACCUGAUGGUGAAGGGCAGGCAAGAAGUUGAAUAAAUAAUAAUGAGGAUGAUUAUUUCUGUGGGCUGGAGCUUUGAGAGGGGGGUUGUGAGACCUGGGGCUGCUCCUGGAGGCCAGGGCACUUGGUGGGCAAGCCCCUGCAGAAGCCCGUCUGCCCCUCGUAACGCUCAGACAGGCCUCCAUUCCUCACGCCCCUCCGUCUCCUUCUUCCUCAGGUGUCGUCCCCCAAAGCGCCCCUCCUGUCCCGUCGGCCUCGUCCCACUUCCAGUUCUCCCCACUGGACGGCCACUCGCCCACCGAGGACGCCCAGCCCAGUCGCUUCUCCGGCCGGCCCCUUGCCUCGUCCGCCCAGGAGACCUUGAACAACGGCGGCCGCGGCGAGAAGUCUUCUCCAGCUCCGGAGCUGGAGGGAGGCUCUCCGGACUGGCGCCACGGAGUGGACCUGCUGGCUUCCCGCAAUUCCGCUGCUGCCGCCGCUUCCGCAGGUGGGGUCAGCCACCAGAAGCGCAAGCCGGACUUGGUGCUGCCACUCUUUGGACGGUCGGGGAUGUACCCCGACCCGCAUAGCCCUUUCGCCGUCUCCCCCCUGCCGACGCGCGGAGGGGUCUUGAACGUGCCCAUCUCGCCGGCCCUGUCGCUGACCCCCACCCUCUUCUCGUACAGCCCCUCGCCGGGCAUGAGCCCCUUUGCGGUGGGCGGCAGCUGCUUCUCCUUCAACCCCGAGGAGAUGAAGCACUACCUCCACUCGCAGGCCUGCUCCGUCUUCAACUACCACCUCAGCCCGCGGACUUUCCCCCGCUACCCGGGCCUUCUCAUCCCGCCCUUCCCCUGCCAGCUGCCUCCGGAGGACCCGGCCCAGUUCCCCAUCAAGCUGCAGCCCCCGCCUGCCGGACGCAAGAACCGCGAGCGGCCGGAGAGCGGCGGCAGGCCCGGGGCCCCUCCGCCGUCCUCCCCCCAGAUCAAGGUGGAGCCCCUGCCGGACCGCCAGGAGCCCGAGGGCAGGGAGUCCCCGGGGCGAGAGGGAGGCUGCCGCUCAGCCACCCAGUCGCCCACCUGCAAGAGCUCCCAGGAGCAGCGGGAGAAGACCCUCUUUGCGCGGCCAGUGGCCCCCUCCUGGCCGGCAGCGGCGGCAGCAGCUCAGCCCCCAGCGCCCACCCAGGCUGACCUUCCGGCCAACGAGAAGAAGCCCAAGCAAGAGGACGUCUCCGUUGAGAAGCCCCCGCGAGAGACGAUGGGGGAGGCAGCGGGGGCCCCGGAGAAGAGGGAGGACUCCGCCGCUGUGAUGCCCCCCAAACUGCGCCUGAAGAGGCGCUGGAACGACGACCGGCAGGCGGAGGGCCUGAAGGAGGAGCAGGGGGCCAGGAAGCCCUACUGGGGAGCCCUGGACACCCCACACAUCCUCCUGGCCCCCAAAGCUGCCGUGGAUACUUAGGACUGUAGAAGCCCCAUGGCCGUGGCGGUGUUUGUGUGUGUCUGCUUUGUACUGUAGCAAGAUUUGCCUAGCCAGGAGGGAAGGGGACCCAGGGGAAAAGGAGGAGUGGGGAGGCUAGAAUGGUUUUAUGAACUCUAGGGGUUGUGUGUGUGUGUGUGUGUGUGUGUAUUGCAGGCAAGAGGCUGUUUGGGUCAAGGCCUGCCUUGUCUGCAGCCCUGUGGCCCCGUCUACGGCCACUGCCCUGCCUCCUGGUGGGCUUCCACUGACGUGAAAAGACUUUUCUCUUGAAUUCUGCCCCCCUCUCCCCUUACGGUCUUUUACAGAAGCAAGAAUCUGUCUGAAUGUACAUAGUUCUUUUCUCUGGAAGGGGGGGGCGGUGGGGGGCGGGUGGACCAGGCGGAGGACUUCCUAGCCAUUCAGAACUGGAAAUGUGUCUCGUUACCAAGCUAGGAAAACGCUUUAUUUAGCCACCAGGACAUUGCACUGUCUUUGAUCCUUUUUCAAAAGCGGGGAUAGCAGGAAGAGGAGAGGGAAAUGAGACUUGGCCGAGCUGGCGGCUGCCCCCUGGGGCAGGGGAGGGCCUGGGGCCUGGGCCGGCUGGAAUGAGGGCUUGGCAACCAUAAGUGUUACUUUUAGGACUUUGCUGGGGAGGGAGGGAGGGGGACACACCGAAUGGUCACGUUUUUUAAAAAACUUUUUUUGAAAAAUUAUCGAAGAAGCCAUGACGAGCAAUUGUAAAACCUUUUCAGGGAUGUGCAAGGAAUGUGGUUGUAAACGAAAACCUUGAAUGCCUUUAACAAGACCCCCCCCUCUGUAAUUUCCCUUGGUGGUUGUGGGCGAGGGGCGUUGGGGGGCAACGGAGCUGAGAAGCAGCUGGGAGCUCCCACAGAAUGACUUAUCCGGGGCAUCCUUUUCUUCCUCCCUCCUUUUGGGGAGCGCUGGGAGGGGAAAGCUCCCCCGGCCUUUUCCGUCUUGCCUUAACUGCCUGCUUUGGAGACAAGCGCUGGGAAACGGCUUAUGCUGGGGGGGGGCAGGGGGUGUUGUUUUCUGCGAAGAGGGGGCACGUAGCUCAGGGUGUGAAGACGGGCCUGGGUCCUCCUUGCGGUUGCAGCAUGGCGGCAGUGCUGGAGAGUUAGCAGCAGAGUUGGGCCGGCUGGUCGGGUUGCCCGUCUUCUGGUGCCCGUGGGCACUGUCCUAAAACCCAGGGGCGUGUGGUGGGCAGGGCACCCCUGCGGCUGCUCCUCUUCCCCCUUCUCCCAAGGCGGCCCAAGGAAAGGGAGAAAGCUUGUGCAUGCAGACUCCCCAAGGGUGACCCCGCAGAGAUGGGGAGCUCAUGACGAGUUCCCUGCAAGAGCAGCGUCUCCCAGUGCCCCUUCUUUUUCCUGCCACUGCGAAGGCGAGGAUCCCCUUCCUUGCUUGCUUGCACGCUUGUUGGGGUUUGUGGGCAGUCGUGGCCCCAACGCAAAGCUCACCCCUGUGCAAACUCUCGCUUUGCCUCUUUGAAUGUCCCCUUGCCAGUGUCUGCCCCCCUACAACGGAUCAGGUUCGGGGAAUUCCUGGUGCGGUCCGGUCCCCCCCCCCCCAUGAGCGAUCUCAAGCUGCUGCCUCUUCUCUUUGGGCUGGAGGGCAUCAGGGAAGCUGUUGGCUACCAGUUUUACUUCGAGACUGGCAAGGAUGACCAAGUCAAAUACUGUUUGGGGGAUGGAAGUCUUGGGAACGGGGAGGCUCUCGCCCCAGUGUCGUGGGCUGUGCCCCCCUCAAGAGCUGUGUGGCUCUUGCUGGGCUUCACGCAAGCCCGCCCCUCCCUCUUUGGUGUUGCCCAGCAUCCUGCGCACGAACAGCCUUAUGAAUGUUGCGGGGGUGGGGCUGCAGCGCUUUCCCCCGGACAGGCAGGGUUUGGCGGAGAUGGGCUCAAAACUCAGGGACUGAAACAUGACGGCCUUUUCUUCCUCCUCCUCUUCUUCUUCUUCAGAUGAGUACAUGCAAACCUUCAGUCUAUUGUACCCAAGUGCCAGACGCCACGUCAGGCGGGGCUGGGGGGUUGAUGGGGGGGUUGCUCGUGAGAAAUCCCAUUUGCACUUCUUCAGUGAGAAUUCGUGUCUUAAAAACAAACACCCUAACCUUUGCUGUCCUUUUUCUCCUCUGCCCCCCUCCCGCCGAUAGCCAUGGCAGUGCAGAGUGGACGUGCCCUGUUCAGGGAUGGUGGCGAAAGGGCUCAGGGUACCGGAAGGGCACGGGGGGGGGGGGGCAAAGCGAAGUGAUCUGCUGUGUGUGUUGGGAGGGCGGAUGCCUUCCACCUUCGGCUGGCUCAGGGAGCCAUCGCUGUGGCUUUGCAGGGGCCGCAGCAGGCAAGGCCCCUUCCUGGCUUCUGAGGGGAGGGGCUCCCCAUUUUUCCUGCAGGAAAAAGCAGCCACAUGCUUUGAAGCGUCUCUCCCGUAGUGCCAAAUACUCAAGCCGGUGGGCGGCUGAACUCCUGUAUUGCGACUAAUCGAGAGUGUGUUGACCUUUCUUUAACGAGAAUUAUAAUACCUUUUUUUUGGACAGCGUUUAGAUUUUUGCUGGCCUUGGGAACGUCAGGAAGCAAGGAAGCUGCGAAGCUUGCAACCUGGCUGCCCCAAAGCCUGGCAGGAGGAGGAGGAGAGUGGUUCUCUCUCGGGGGGUGGAGAGGGUGAAUGAGGGCACCUCCACUUCUCCCCACCCCAUACACACCGACACACACUGACCUCGGGCAAAGGGCCUGACUCAGCCUCUCCUAACGUCCGGGUCCAUUUCCUGGCUCGCCCCGAAAGAGAGCAGCGGGCGUGUUGAGUCUUGCCGCUCCUGGGUCAUGGGGCGGCGUGCGUGGCUCAUCGCCCGGGACUCCUGCGUCAGGGGAUGCCUAAUCCCCAGGAGACCUCGCCCUGGGACGGAGCCGGACUUUGAGGCCCAGAUCCAACCUGGGUUCCCUUCCUUCCCGCAUGUGGCGAAGGUGGUGCCCGCUGCUGCUGCCACCGCCCUCGCUUUGGCCAACUGAGAAGCCAUUUCCUGUUACCCACCCAUGCUGGGGAGGGGGGGACCCCAACCUCUGCCCCCCAGACACUGUGGGGCGCUGUUGCCGAACUGCUAUUUUUAGGGCAAGGCGCCCCGUCCCUAACUUUGGGUUCCCCUCCACGCACACAAAAACCUACAUACACACAUGCAGUCAGGUAGGUCAUGGGUGAUGCAUAAAGUCUGCACUUGUCCCGUGAAGACAGGUAGAAAGGGGUUUUAUCUAACCUUCAAGGGAGGUUUAUAUUUGCUUGGUUGCCCUUUUAAUUCCAUAACUGUUUUCGCUUUUUAAAGAAAUGUAACUUUUCUCUCAUUUUUCCCCCCGUCUUACGGAUCCUGAUGGGUUUUUAAGAGAGCUAUGUCUUUGGUUUGGAAUAUUUUUGAUUAGAUUUAUUUUAAAAGAAACGAAACAACUUUGAUGAUUUUUUUUUUUUUUUUUUUUUUUUAGUGUUAAAGUGACAAAGUAUUUACUGGCAACUUUUUAAAAUUUAUUAUUAUUGUUAAAUCAUUUUUCAUGAGACAUGGUCCUGUCUUUAUGAUGCUUUGAGAGUCAGCAGGGAGUAAAACACAUCCGAACGGCAACUCUAAUGCUUGAGGUAUUUUUAUUUUGUCUGUGUAAAGCAGGAUUAAAAUUGUGUGUAAAAAAAAAAUUUUUUUUUUAAGGAAAAAAAAUGUAAGUAGUCCUCAUGCUUUCGUGCAGUGCCUUUUAGACGUUCCACUUUCUAUAAAGUCUUCAAAAAAAAAGUUUGCAUAUAUAUUAUAUAUAUGAUGUAAUGUUAUAGAAAUAUAUGUAUAAUAUACAUAUUUUUUCCAGGGGUAUCUGAUAGCUCUGUAUUUUGUUAUGGAAGUUGAUAUGAAAAGUAUUUUACCUCAAAUUUAAAAAAGUUAAAUAAACCUUUUAAAUAAGC